Messenger RNA from Cuscuta epithymum, 740 nucleotides. NCBI's taxonomy places the organism in Eukaryota, Viridiplantae, Streptophyta, Magnoliopsida, Solanales, Convolvulaceae. The record is from the annotation of a GenBank genome assembly.
CUUCUCCGUUGGAUUUUGUUGUUGCAGGAAUUUCACAUAGAGAUUAGGGACCGGAAGGGUUCCGCCAAUCAGGCAGCUGAUCAUUUAUCACGAUUAGAUGCUGAUUUGGUAGACUCUUUUAGUAAUGAUGUUAUCGAAGAACUUUUUCCUGAUGAACGUCUUUUGCAGGUUGAGAUUGCUUCUGAGGUGCCCUGGUAUGCAGACAUAGCCAACUAUUUAGUAGGCAAUGUUGAGCCUACCGGGCUAUCUCGGCACAUGUUAAAAAAGUUUUUGUCUGAUGCUAAGUAUUAUUUCUGGGAUGACCCUUAUUUGUUCAGGAUUUGCGCUGACCAGGUAGUAAGAAGAUGUAUUCCUGAGAGUGAAAUGAGUGAGAUUUUGUACCAUUGUCAUGCUGGCCCUGCUGGGGGGCAUUUUUCUGGUAAUAGGACAGCAAGAAGAGUGCUAGAGUGUGGGUAUUAUUGGCCCACGUUGUUCAAGGAUGCGAAUUCUUAUGUUGCUUCAUGUGAUAGGUGUCAACGGGUAGGAAAUAUUUCUAAACGAGAUGAGAUGCCCCAGACAUAUCUAUUGCCUUGUGAAGUUUUUGAUGUCUGGGGGAUUGAUUUUGUAGGCCCGUUUCCUAGCUCAAGAGGCAAUAAAUUUAUUUUAGUCGCUAUUGAUUAUGUGUCAAAGUGGGUAGAGGCUAUUGCUAGCCCUACCAAUGAUGCUAGAGUUGUUGUGCGGUUUGUGAAAAAAUUGUUUUC